ACGACCAGUUGGAUGUAACUGCAUUCGUUAAAACACAAAAUGGCCGCGCCCAGCAACUCCGUACACCGCAAUAUGUGAUUCGAAAGCUUUUCAGUGCAACUGCUCAACAUGAAGGGUAUAAAAAAGACCCUGCAGCUUCUAUCGAAGAACAGCAAAACUGGUGCUGUGAAGGUGAGCAAGGCCAAGGACACUGUUCGGCCCGAAGACGUGGAGAGACUGUCGACCGUGGCGACGGUCGUGUCACCUCCGCACCCGGUGUCCAACCUGCGACGUGUUGUUCUGCCGGCCUUGCCAAACGAGUCGCCCGCUGAGCUGCGGUUCAGGGAGCAGUAUGGCGCUGUACAGAUGUGGAAUCAGGACUACUGGGCCAAGCACAACGCCGAGUUUCAGCGGAAGAAGGAGGAGUUUUCUCAACGCAAGCUGGCCGAGUACAAGGCGCAAGGCAGCCCUAGAGACAGCGUCCCCAUUGAGGACAUGGCUUCCUUCUACAAGGCCUUCCUGAACGACAACCACCAAAAGCACAUGCAGUACAACUGGGCCUGGUACAGAAAAAAUAUUGGUCUCUUGCUGCCAGCACUGCUUGCAAGCUGGGCAUACUUCUACAGAGAAGUGCUUCCAAGUGUGAUGGGAAGGGUGAAGUGAGCCAGCGUCAUAGGAUGUUGUAGUUGUACGCCACAAUUGCAUUUCUUCUUUAGUGGAAGAUGUACAUAUAUUAAUAAAGUUUGAGCAGCUGAAGUAGUGAAGCAUCAACUCCGCAUGUGCACAUUUAUGUGCACAUAUUUAUAAGGGGCACUGGCACCAAUUUUCAAAGCUCAGUUUACUCUGUCAUACAAAUCUUGUGAAUACAGAGAUGGCUCUCAGCAAGUGUGAAGCUCAGUAAAUGCUGAUAAGAUAUUUUAUUUUGACAUUAAAGUCAAUUUUCUCAUGGCGCA
This is a messenger RNA of Rhipicephalus sanguineus (brown dog tick), 932 nucleotides long. It is a transcript of the gene Coa8, whose product is annotated as COA8 family protein CBG23705, mitochondrial. Lineage: Eukaryota; Metazoa; Arthropoda; Arachnida; Ixodida; Ixodidae. Bases 109 to 642 code for a protein of 177 amino acids. Gene Ontology annotation, cellular component: mitochondrion. Gene Ontology annotation, biological process: intrinsic apoptotic signaling pathway. The record is from RefSeq and is a predicted model, not a curated record. The transcript is spliced from 4 exons.